Messenger RNA from Daphnia carinata, 1609 nucleotides. RefSeq lists its product as uncharacterized. The record is from RefSeq and is a predicted model, not a curated record. The transcript is spliced from 9 exons. The coding region runs from base 257 to 1417 and encodes 386 amino acids. Lineage: Eukaryota; Metazoa; Arthropoda; Branchiopoda; Diplostraca; Daphniidae.
CCGUCGAGUGAAUACCACAGAGAAUAGGAAAACUAGUGUUACAACGUACUAGAUUCACAGUGAUAAUUCUUGACGAAACAGUUGUUAUCGAUUAUCGUGAGAGCCAUUAUAUUCUUGCGCAAAGUAUAGUGUGUAUUUUUAGUUUCUAUUUCCUGCAGCUAUCAUCCUAUGGUGGGUGGCCUCAAUAUUUAACCAGAAUCCAGGUCUUUGGAAAACGUUCAGGCGUAACAACCUACUUUUUAACGACAUUUCAACAAUGAAGACGAUUGCAUUCAAUCCUGUGCUGCUGACCAUCGUUCUGGUGAUAUUCAGCUAUGCGGAUGCCAAAGGAAUUAAAUUCAAAGCUCCAAAGGCUCCGAAACCACACAUUCCGUCCGUUAGUAUACCAAAACCCAAAAUUCCAGUGAUUGUUCCUGUGCCUAUAAUACUUCCAGUCGGUGGUUUCGGCAGCGACCAUUAUUUUAACAGAAACCAUUACAUCAACAGAAACAGCAGGCUACAGUGUUAUUCCUGCGAAGGCACCGACAACGAUCUCUGUGCAAUCAGUCCAGCUACCAGCUCAAGAAAAGUGACAUGUGCAGAGAAAAAUAUGUUUUGCAGCGUCGUCCGGAAAGAAAUACCCAUAGGUACGUUAACACUUUCCAACGUCACAUCACCAACGGCCAAUGAAACAGUUAUCGUUUCUAUUGACUCACAAAGUUCGACCGUGUCGCCAUCGUCCACCACCGAAGUUUUUCCGGGGAAUACGCCCACCACUGAAGCAAGUGUUUCGCCCUCCAGUGUUGAUUCCAUGACAACGGAUACGUCUGCUGCUAACGGUACGAUCGAACUCGACGACGGUGGGAAUUCCACAGCACUGUCACGAAGUACCCGAACCACGGCCGUUCGCGUUGUGAUUCAACGGGGUUGCAAAUCAUUGGACUUUAUUGAAGGCGUAUUGCUAUCCGCGACCAGCAAAAAGAAUAGCAACGAGUCGGAGUAUGUUAAUGCACAACUGUGUACGACGAGCUUGUGCAAUUCAGGCGAUGGACGUCUGAGGUGUUACGAAUGCACUGGAAAGGGCCAAAAUGACAGCUGUAUGGUUAAACCAUCCACCGUGGCUAAAGUGGUGAUGUGCCAACCGAAAGAAGCUUGUUAUGUAGAACGGAAGACGGUCACGUCAAAUUCGACUUUCACCAACUCUACUGAAGUGGAAAUCACGGUUUCAAGAGGUUGCAGAGCAGCCUCACAAACUGACGAUCAGAAUGUUAUUUCGAGGAAUGAUGGAAAAUUGGAUAUGUCAUGUCGCCUGAGCGAUUUCUGCAACUCUUUUGACGCGAAUAGGCUUGAACGCUCGAAUUCAGCAGGUAUAAUGCAUGCAAAAUUGUCAUCCUUUGUUGUAAUAUUCCUUGUUACCCAUCUCCUUAUCCAAAAUUAAAAAGUACUGUUUUCAAAAUCGGCAGUUACAAUCUAGCAACUGAUAACUUAUUUAUGAUUUUAUGGGGAAUUUCCUAGGUUGCUGUUUAUAUUGCAUAAGGAAACGUGGUUCUGUUCCCAAUAGAUUAGACAUGUUGAGCAACGGAAAACACGGUAUUGAGAAACGAACAAUAUAUCCCUUUUUCACUGAUAA